Clunio marinus is the source of this 1548-nucleotide messenger RNA. NCBI's taxonomy places the organism in Eukaryota, Metazoa, Arthropoda, Insecta, Diptera, Chironomidae. The record is from the annotation of a GenBank genome assembly.
AUGAUAAAUGAUUUAAAUAAGGUUGGAGAUUCAAGGAGUAAAAUAGAUAAAAUUGAAACGAAACAUCCCGCAAUAACAAGCUCAGGGGUCAAUGAGAAACCUCAAGGAGUUGAAAAUAACGAACGAAGGAUUUGUAAAUGCAAAACUGCGAACUACAAAAUGAACGAGAAAACUGACUCAUUAACAAUUUCAAACAAAGCGUGUAAUCACAUGAAUCUUGUUAAAUUGGAAAAGAACAAGAUCGAUAAAACCAUAACAAUUACUUUAGAUAAUUGUGUGGUACCAAAUCGAAGAAGAAAAAAUUUAAUGAAUCCAGACGUUCAAGGAAGAAUUUUCGAAUUUUCCUUUCAAAAUCAGCUUUCUGUGAUAGAUUCAUCGGACUCAUCAUUUGAUCGCGUUGAUCUGAAUCGUUCCUUUCAUGUUAUGAAAUGUUUUGCUUUAUUUUGGAUUCUUUUCUUGAAUGUUACAACAACCUUAUCGUAUGCUGCUAAUAAUUUAAGAUACAUUGAAUCCAAGGGUGAAAGCUUUAUUGCUAACUUCAUCUUCAAGAAUGGCUCACUUUCUAUUAACACGUUUUUCUUUAUAAACGGAGUAGCGCUUUGUCAAAUGUUUUUCACAUCAUCGAAAGACCUUGGCAUUCAUAAAAUCAAAGGAGUGUCAAAACAUUUGCAGCAUUAUAUAUUUUUAAUAGUGUAUAAGAUCUUCAAAUUGUUUCUUCCUUAUAUAACAACAAUUCAUCUAUUGAGAAUGUUUAUGAAAUAUUUCAAUGAAAAUAGCAUUUUGACAAUUCCAUCGAAUGAUCAUUUUACGUGUGAAAAUAUUUUCACAAAGCUCGCUUUCUUGGACUUGUAUUCUCCUUAUAGUGAGAGGUGUAUGUUAUGGACGUGGUACCUUUCAACUGAAAUUCAGUUCUUUGCAAUCUCAUUGUUGAUCUUAAUGUUGUCAAGAAAUCAUCCUCGUUACGCCUUCACAAUUUUCGUUUCCUUUUACUUAUCAACAUUCUACACAACAACGACCAUCAAUGUUGAGACUAACCGAGUGACUCAUAUAUCAAACUUGACUAGUGAAGAAAAACUCAUGUUUUUCAAUGGAAUAUAUGAACACCCGAUACUUCAUUUGGGACCAUAUUUGGUGGGAAUUUUCUUCGGUUGUUUGUCAUGCAACUUAAACAAAAAAGUUAAAAUAAAUUCCGUGUGCUUAUCGAUUGGUUGGAUUAUCGCCUUGACAUUGUACUGUCUCGUAUCAUUUUAUAAAGUUGACAAUGUCAACAAUCUUUGGAUGAAAUAUGGAUUUUUUGCAUUAAGUCAUACAUUUUGGGCUUUGAUACUACUUUGGAUAAGUUUCGUUACGAUGACAAGUAGUGGAGAGCUUACAGUUCUAUUACGAGAUAUUCAAACUUUGAUGACUUCAAUGUUUGUAGUAACAUUUGUAGGACUUGCCGCAAUAUCAAUUAUGGCAUCACUAACAUUUUAUAUUUGCUUUGAAACACCCAUCACGACUACUCUUCACAUUAUGUACAAGAAACUUGUGGAAAGUCAAAACGAAUAA